This is a messenger RNA of Nymphaea colorata (pocket water lily), 698 nucleotides long. RefSeq names its product precursor of CEP9-like. NCBI's taxonomy places the organism in Eukaryota, Viridiplantae, Streptophyta, Magnoliopsida, Nymphaeales, Nymphaeaceae. The record is from RefSeq and is a predicted model, not a curated record. The transcript is spliced from 3 exons. Gene Ontology annotation, molecular function: hormone activity. Gene Ontology annotation, cellular component: extracellular region. Gene Ontology annotation, biological process: regulation of root development; root development; nitrate import.
CUUCCUUCACUGCCAUAGGCAUACACAGCUAUCUCCAUGGCCUCCAAACUAUGCCUUCUUGUCACUGCCUUGCUUAUCUCAUACUUCUUUCUCUCCUGCGAUGGGAGACGUCUGAGAGAAGCCUCCAACAAUGAUCAGCCGCCGACUUUGGUAGCUGUGGCUCCUCCCAUUCAAAACAAUGGAGAGAAGGGCAGUGGUGCUGCUUCUCUUACACCAGCGAAAAAUGAAGCUGGAGAAAGUGAUGGAACUUCUAAGAACAAGGAUCGAGUGGCUGAGGAGACGUUCGUGGACGACUAUCGACCUACAAGUCCAGGGCACAGCCCUGGUGUCGGCCAUGAAGUCCAUGACAAUGAUUAAAACGCAUACACAUACGUGGAGAACUUUCGCCCCACAACUCCUGGCCACAGCCCUGGCGUUGGCCAUUGAACUUCAGUUGGAUGCAGUUAGUCAUGAGCGUCCAGUUGUAUAAGUAUAGUUGUGGUUAUAGAUGCUGUAUGUAUUUGCUUUCUUCAUGGUGUGGUUGUAUAAGUUUCUUCAGUUGGGUAGAAGGGACGUGGUUGUGUUAGAAGGGAAUCAAUCAGUUGCAGUAUACUGUAAAUGAUGUAACUUCUAGUUUCUUGUAAGUUAAUUGGUGUGAUUAAUCUAGUUGUAUGAAGUGUCGCUUCUGCUAGAGUCCGACAUGCUUGCUGUAAACUUUG